This is a messenger RNA of Procambarus clarkii (red swamp crayfish), 3951 nucleotides long. NCBI's taxonomy places the organism in Eukaryota, Metazoa, Arthropoda, Malacostraca, Decapoda, Cambaridae. The record is from RefSeq and is a predicted model, not a curated record.
CGGAUCCUGUGGAUUUUCUUAUUGAUAUGUCACGAUAAUGUGAUUUGUUUGUGUGUACUUCUGACGGUUUUGGCCUCCAACACCUUCUCUCCUAACUUAUUCGAGUCGUCUACCACUUUAUUUGCAAAAGCAGGAUGGUGGUUGGAGGGGGUGGCACCCCCGGCCGGUUGCCCACGUUCUUGAGCAACCCGCAUACUAUUCGUAACUUGUGUAUAAUGGCUCAUGUUGACCAUGGGAAGACUUCACUAGCAGAUGCCAUGGUGGCUUCCAAUGGUCUUAUCAGUCAACGCCAAGCUGGACGCAUUAGAUACAUGGAUAGUCGCAAGGAUGAAAUGGAGCGAGGAAUCACCAUGAAGAGCUCUUGCGUAUCACUGGCAUACAGUAGACCAGAUGGUGAAUACAUCAUCAAUCUAAUUGACUCUCCAGGACAUGUAGAUUUUUCAUCUGAAGUCUCGACAGCUGUCCGUCUGUGCGAUGGUACCAUAAUUGUUGUGGAUGUUGUAGAAGGAGUCUGUGCUCAAACUAAGGUAGUGCUGCAUCAAGCAUGGGUAGAGAAUAUUCGCCCAGUUCUUCUCCUCAACAAAAUUGACCGAUUAAUACUAGAGACAAAGAUGAGUCCAAUUGAAUGUUACUACCAUAUUGCACAGGUCUUGGAACAGGUUAAUGCAUACAUGGGUGAGCUGUAUAACACGGCUGUCUUGGGAAAAACAUCUGAAGAAAUUGAAAGACGGCGACAAGCUGAGCGGGAGAGAAAGUUAUCAGAGAGGGAAAGAAGAGCAUCCGAGUCUGAAAUCCCCGAAGCUCAGCUCAUAUUUGCUGACUGGGGUAUUGACACAGUAGAUGACUCUGAGCUGUAUUUCUCACCUGAGCUAGGAAAUGUAGUCUUUGCAAGUGCCUAUGAUGGCUGGGGUUUUGGAAUUCACCAUUUUGCUAAUCAGUUUUCUGCUAAAUUAGGAAUGAACAAGGCUGUCUUAAAUAAGACAUUGUGGGGUGAUUACUAUAUAACUACAAAAGGGGGACAGAAAAAAAUUGUGUCGGGUGCUCGAGAUAAACGAAAGAAUCCUCUUUUUGUUACUCUCAUCCUGGAAAACCUUUAUAAAGUUUAUGAUACAAUCAUGAUUAGAAAGGACAAGGAUGAAACGGAGAAAUUGGCAGAAGCUUUAGGAGUGAAGAUUCCAUUAAGUGUACUGAGGUCAGCAGAUAUGAGAUUAAAGUUGAAUUUUCUGUGUAGUGGUUGGCUUCCUUUGGCUCCAGCUGUUUUAGAAAUGGUUGUUGAGCAUUUACCUAGUGCAGCAAAUAUGUCGGAAGACCGUGCAACAAAGCUCAUGUGUUCUGCAACCCAAAGGUUCGAUUCACUCCCACCAGAAACACAGAAACUUAAAGAAGCAUUUAUGAAAUGUAGCAGUGAUGAAAAUGAGCCACUUAUUGUUUAUGUGUCAAAGAUGUUUGGAGUGCAAAGAAGACAUCUUCCUGAAGACAGAUCUUCUGGAGUGAAGGUAGCACCUGAAAUUGUCAGAAAGGGCAUGUUGUCAGAAAAUGAAAUAGCAAAGCGCAGGGAGGAACUACGUCGUAGGAAAGAAGCCUCCAUGGUGACAACAAAUGUCGAAUCAAGCCACGAACGAUCUUUAACAGAAAAAGAAAUUGAAGGGUUAAAGAAGCAGCAAGAGCAAAUAGUGGAAGAAAAACAGAGAGUAGAGGAUGAGAGACAGAAGUGGAUGAAUGAGGAAGUGUUUAUUGCCUUUGCACGUGUCUUCAGUGGAACUCUUAGAGCAGGCCAAAAGGUUUAUGUCUUGAGUCCAAAACAUGAUCCGAGCUCAGCCUUGGCUCUGACAGCACUCGGUGAGGAGGAAUUGGAGGAAAAAUUGAAGGAUUACAAGCACAUUCACACCUGUAAGAUUUCUGGAAUUUAUUUGUUGCUGGGGCGAGAAUUUGAACUUCUAGAGAGUGCUGGUGCUGGCACAGUGGUGGGCAUCACUGGGUUGGAAGACUGUGUCAUCAAGAGUGCCACGCUGUCUUCUACACUAGCCAUGCCGCCCUUCACAGAGCUCACUAUGAGUGCUACACCUAUUUUAAGAGUUGCAGUUGAGCCACAUGACCCUAGAGAUUUGCCUAAGCUACGUUCUGGUCUAAAGUUGCUUAACCAAGCUGACCCAUGUGUUCAGGUUAUGCUGCACCACAGUGGAGAAUACGUCAUCCUUACUGCUGGGGAAGUGCACCUGCAGCGCUGUGUUGAUGACCUUCAGGAACGAUAUGCAGGUGUCCCUAUACGCACUUCAGACCCAAUUGUGCCUUUCAGAGAAACUAUUAUUCCCUCGCCAACAGUUGACAGACUUAAUGAAGCCAUUGAAGGAGAAAAUAUCAAUAUCAGGAAGGUGGAUAAUUCUGACCCCUUGGGUGUAGUAGAAGUGAACGGUCGACUAGGAAAACUACGAUGUAGAGCUGUAUCGUUACCUCAUGCUGUUACUAAGCUUCUUGAACAAAAUGAGGAACUAUUAAAAUUGGUUACUGUGGCCAGUGCCACCGAUAGAAAGAAUACAUACAGUGUAGCAAAUACAGUGGGUGAUAGCUCAUUGGAGCUAGAAGAAAAACCUGCGAUUCAAUUAAGUGCUCUUGGAGAAGCUCUUGAAAAUAGACAAAAAUUGAAAGUGGAAGCUUUCAGAGCAAUAAAGGAGUUUAAGACGUCUCUAGAUAAAGCAUUCAGAGAUGCUGGUGCAGAAUGGGAAAAUGCAGUUAAUGAAAUAUGGAGUUUUGGACCCAAUGAUUGUGGACCUAAUAUUUUAUUAAAUCGUAUCCAAACAUAUUGUCGACCAUCAGUUUGGGAAAAAGCAGUCUUAUUUGAUUCCCCUUUAGCUGCUUACGACACAAAUUUUGUGACUGGAUUUCAGAUAGCCACUGCAGCUGGUCCACUUUGUGAAGAGCCAAUGAUGGGUGUGUGCUUUAUUAUUGAAGACUGGAGUUUAGCACCCUCAAGAGAACCUGAGAGUGGAGAAGAUCAGUUUCAGACGUCUGGUAUAUCAUCUGGGCAGAUAAUAUCCCUUUCUAAAGAUACACUAAGAAAAGCAUUUGAGCACCAAUGUCAAAGGCUUGUUUGUGCCAUGUACUCGUGUGUGAUUAAUGUGACAUCAGAAGUAGUGGGCAAGAUGUACAGUGUGAUUGGCAAAAGGCAAGGACGAAUCGUUGAUGGAGACAUAACAGAGGGUUCAACAUCCUGGAACAUCACCGCUUAUCUCCCAGUGGUCGAGAGCAUGAAUUUUGCUAACGAGCUCCGUAAAUCUACAUCUGGAGAAGCAAUGCCGCAGCUUGUAUUCUCUCACUGGGAGGUGCUGGAUAUCGACCCCUUCUGGGAGCCUCAAACUACUGAAGAACUUGCACACUGGGGCGAGAAAUCGGAUAGUGGUAAUAUUGCCAGAAAGUACAUCAAUUCUGUUAGAAAAAGAAAGGGACUGGCAAUCGAUGAAAAAAUUGUAGAGUUUGCAGAAAAACAACGAACACUAUCCAAAAAUAAGUAGCGAUUUAAAGUUUAGGCCCUAGUGCAAAAAGUCCCAACCAAACAACACGCCACUAGAAGAUGGAGACAUUUCGGACCAUCCAGCAUUAUAAAGUCGAUUGUGAUGGGAGUGAGGGAGGCACGGGCAUUAAGGAAGGCAAGAGGGAGGUAAAGAGCAGGUAAGAGAAGGUUCUUAGAAUGGAAGAAAGGCGAGAAUGGGAUGGGUGUAAUAAUGGGAUGUAAGAAAGAGGGUAGGCCUAUGUCGGGUCACAUUUGUUAGGAAGGUUAGAGCAUUUGGGUAUGUACCAUGAAAGGGAAGAGUCAACAGCAACAAAUUCAGGACUAGGGUUCAUGGUGUAUCGGAGCCGAAUUGACAAGACUGUGUCUGAAGAGUAGAGGCAGGAGAGAUUGAGAAAAUUCGUAGAAGCUGUGAAGAAGGUUCGAAACUAUGCGGUGGGUGUACA